AAAGAAUAAUUAUGUAGUUCAUAAAUGUAAAAACCCCUACUCAGGAACUAAAUGCACUGUACUGUUGUUGCUCAAUGUUUUACUCGUCAUCGUCGCUCCUGCCUUUAGCUUAGCUGGCAGAUGUGUCAAUCAUUACAUCGCUGUGGAGAUAGGUCUGCAAUGCGAGACUAGUCAGUCAUUAACAUGGAUUGAACGGACUCCGACUGUUAUCUUUCACAUGGCAGGGCGGUGGAAAAGUAACUUAUCGGACGGUUACAUGAGUGGACUAAGCUCCUGUCCCCAGCUUCAUCACAACAGAAAAAGGGAAAGCUAGCAGUGACCAUGGAGGCUGGAUUUCACUCUCUCUUCCCCAGAGCUGGCCAGCUGCCUUGGUUGCUUCUGACUCUGUUGACAUCAUGGACAGUCUUGUGUUCACCAGAUAUAAAGCAGACAAGAUGGCCAUUAUAUUCCCAGAAGCCAGUUCUUCUUGCCUGGAAUGCCCCAACACAGGAGUGUGCCCCGCGACAUCGCGUAACUUUAUCUUUGGACCAGUUUGACAUUGUGGCAUCCCCCAAUGAGGGCUUUGUCCGGCAGAACCUCACUAUUUUCUAUAAGGAGCGCCUUGGGUUGUAUCCCUAUUAUGAGCGUGGUGGCACUGCAGUGAAUGGAGGUCUUCCACAGCUUGCCAGCCUCACUCAGCACUAUGAAAAGAUGCCUGAAGGUUUGCAAAAAUAUAUACGUGAGCCAGAGGCAAAAGGUUUGGCUGUAAUUGACUGGGAGGAGUGGCGACCAUUGUGGAUCCGAAAUUGGGAUAUUAAAGAUAUAUAUCGAAAUAAAUCUCGUGAAAUGGUGGCCAAAAAGAACCCUAAGUGGACCCCAGAACAAGUGGGAAAAGUUGCACAGCAGGAAUUUGAGCUAUCAGCUCGCAAAUUUAUGCUGGAGACUCUGAAAUUUGCCAAGAAUUUGAGGCCAAAUCAACUGUGGGGCUUCUACCUGUUUCCAGAUUGUUACAACCAUGACUACAGGAGUGGUCUGAAGAACUACACAGGCCGCUGUCCUGUUGUGGAGAUGGCCCGCAAUGAUCAACUGAACUGGUUAUGGAUGGAAUGUACAGCGUUCUUCCCAUCUAUAUACAUAGGUUCUGUACUAGGCUCUACAAAUGAUGGACGCCUCUUUGUCCGAAACAGGCUAAAGGAGGCAAUGCGCCUGGCAUCUGUUGGGGAUGGAUUAGCACGACCUGUUUUUGUUUAUACCCGCCCUACAUACAUCAAUCAGAUGACCCUCCUAAGUCAGACAGAUCUGGUCUCCACCAUUGGUGAGAGUGUUGCACUCGGAGCAGCAGGUGUAAUUUUUUGGGGGGACACCUCCUAUGCAAGCAGCAGUGCCAGCUGCUCCAUCCUGAAUGAGUAUCUUCAGGAACAACUGGGCCGGUACCUCCUCAAUGUGUCUACAGCAGCAGAAAAGUGCAGUCAGAUGGUGUGUAAAUCACACGGCCGCUGUCUGCGCAAAAUACCAGACAAUGAAGUGUACCUGCAUCUCAGUCCUUUAACGCACAGCAUCACCAGUCAGGGGGGCCGGCUGAAGGUUACAGGCGUGCCUGGCCAAGCAGAGCUGGCUCAUUUCCGCACACACUUCCAGUGCCAAUGCUACAGUGGGUACAGGGGUGAGGCCUGUGCUCAGAAAGAAAAAGGGCAGAAUAGAGCCUCCUCUGUCUUAGGGACCUGGCCUCUUUGCCUUUUACUCCCACUAGGACUCCUCACUCUGCUACACUGAGGAAACUGAGAAGCCUCAAACUAUUCACUGCUUCUGCCAGCCCUGAAAAGAACAGUUCAGACUUUUCAACAAAAAGGUGGUAAUGUACUGCUCACUAGUGAUGCUGAUGCAUUGACAACAGCUGACAGUCACUUUGGUCAUCAGAGAUCUCCUAUUAUGCUGGGAGCUUUUUAAUCCCAGCGCACAGGCCUAUCUAACAGAAAUAUUUGUGUCUGGUGAGCUCCUGCACUGGCAGAGCUCCAACCUCAUGACCGCCUCUGGACCUAAUGUCCAUCGAACAAUAUUGCAACUGGUAAUGAACUUUUACCAGUAAUUAUGUCAAAGAUCUGAUCUGUAAAAAGGUGUCUGUCAUGCUCCAUGCUGACCCUGACCUCCAGAUGAGAUGUAAACCAUCACUGAAAAAAGACUGCUUAACCUAAACGUUUACAUUUUUUUUAAUGAUGGACACAACAUAAAACAUUAGUCUUAAGCAAAAAAUGGAAGAAAGGUACAUUUGGUGCUUAGCAACAUACAGUGCAGUGUUGACAAGUUGUUGCAUCAUAAAAGGACAACUUUAUAUAUUUACUAUGCAGUUCAAUACUGAUGUCCACUUCAAACAUAGUUUGUAUCUUUUGGUAGAUUAAGCUAAUGGAUGUUAGCUUAAUGAAUGAAAUGUAAAUAGUUAAUUAUGCUCGAUAGAGAUAAAUUAUGAGAAUAUUUUUGGCUAAUAGAAACAACAUGGCUGGACCUGCCUGUUUCAGUUCCAAAUGGUGCCUUACCUGUGCUAUAAAGUGCUCUUUUUAUGGUUGCGUUUGUUUUACAAGUUGCGACUGUUGAGGUUUUUACACCAGUGUUCUUAGCCCUUUCAAUUAUAAAGUGUUACUCUAAGCACAUGUCUUGUUUACUCUUAUUUAAUAUGUAAGGGAUUCUUUUGACAUGGUUGUGUUUAUGUUCAAAUAAAAAAAUGGCUAAUGCUGUUA
Messenger RNA from Etheostoma spectabile (orangethroat darter), 2711 nucleotides. RefSeq names its product hyaluronidase 2b (gene hyal2b). The record is from RefSeq and is a predicted model, not a curated record. Bases 322 to 1752 code for a protein of 476 amino acids. Gene Ontology annotation, molecular function: hyalurononglucosaminidase activity; hyaluronoglucuronidase activity. Gene Ontology annotation, biological process: carbohydrate metabolic process; hyaluronan catabolic process. Lineage: Eukaryota; Metazoa; Chordata; Actinopteri; Perciformes; Percidae. The transcript is spliced from 4 exons. Gene Ontology annotation, cellular component: cytoplasmic vesicle.